CUUGACGCACUAGCUCUCCAAGAAGUUGAACAACACAGAAGAACUCGGCGGGCCGGCCGUUGCACCGGCCAUGAGAGGUUUCUCGGAUUCCCGAGGUUGUUUUCUAAGUUUCUUCCUCGGAGCUGCAGUCGCCGCGGCCUGCAUCGUGCUGCUACAGCCGUCCGCUCUGUGCCCGUUCGACGGCCUCACGCCGGCAGAUCGUCAAGAGCUGGCAAUCUUGAGUAAUAGAACUCAUGCUGCUCCCUGCUCGAAGAAGCUUCACAUGCCUGCUACUACCUCACCGGACGACGUCAGGCUUCUGGCGCUCCUGAGAAGGGCCUCCAUGGACGACAACACCAUCAUAAUGACCUUCACGAACAAGGCGUGGACCGCGCCCGGCUCGCUCAUGGACCUCUUCCUCGAGAGCUUCCGCGUAGGCGUGAGGACGGAGCCGCUCCUCAAGCACCUGGUCAUCGUCGCCGUCGACGACAAGGCGCACGAGCGGUGCGGGCAGGUGCACCCGCUCUGCUACCGCCUCCGCGUCAGGGGCGUCGACUACGCGGCGGAGCAGUCGUUCAUGGAGAAGGACUACCUCGACAUGAUGUGGCGCCGGAACCGGUUCCAGGCCCGGGUCCUGCGGCUCGGCUACAGCUUCGUCUUCACGGACAUGGACAUCGUCUGGCUGCGGAACCCGUUGCUGCGCGUGCCCGUCGGCGCCGACCUCGCCAUGUCGUCCGACUACUUCUACGGCGACAACCCGUACGACCUGAACAAGACGGCCAACGGCGGGUUCGUGUACGCCAGGGCGAGCGCCCGGACGGUGGCCUUCUACGGCGGCUGGUACGAGGCGCGGGAGGCGUACCCGAGGAGGAACGAGCAGGACGUGUUCGACCGGGUGAAGCACGUGCUGUCGGCGCGGCACGGCGUGCGGGUGCAGUUCCUGGACACGGCUUACCUCGGCGGCUUCUGCGAGCUCCGCAAGGACUUCCACAAGGUGUGUACGGUCCACGGCAACUGCCUCUUCGGGCUCAGGGACAAGCUCCAGAAGCUCACCCAGGUGUUGGACGAGUGGAAGCAGUUCAGGGCCGACGCCGCGUUGAUGGGCAGCAACAGCACAGCGCUGACGGACUGAUUAGCUAGCAUAGCGUAGCAGUCGCGGCGUACGUCAAUGUGAUCUUUCUUUCUUCGAAGAAGAUAAAAUAGGGCAGGUUGAACUUUCUCAAC
Messenger RNA from Zea mays, 1203 nucleotides. RefSeq names its product Nucleotide-diphospho-sugar transferase family protein. NCBI's taxonomy places the organism in Eukaryota, Viridiplantae, Streptophyta, Magnoliopsida, Poales, Poaceae. The record is from RefSeq and is marked predicted. The transcript is spliced from 2 exons. The coding region runs from base 71 to 1111 and encodes 346 amino acids.